AAAAAAAUGGCGUUGGUUGAUGGUUUAUUGGGAAAAAUUAAGCCUUGUUUUCUUAUUGGUUAGAGAGAUUUAUUCUUUGGGUCCAUUUCAGAUACUUUGGAUAUCUAGUAAGUUAUCCACAGAGAUAAGAGGAGAGUGUGUGUGUGCGCGCGCUUGAAAUUUUGGGUGGUUCUUUGAAGCUCCAAUAAGCGGGUUUUUAUGUUUCAUAAUUGAAAUGCAUAUAUUCUGUACCAGAGUAUCUUGGGCAGCUUUGCAUCAAAGGAGAAAUGCAGUGGUUAGAGCUGAAGUGGGAUUUGUGAAUGGUGAGGAAGCGAAGAGGCUAGUUGUUGAGGAAGGAUACACUAUUUUAUGUUCGAACAGAACACAAUAUGACAGGGCGCACAUAAAGUCAUGUUACCAUGUUCCUCUUUUUGUGCAGAACAAGGACAAUGACUUGGGGACAAUUCUGAAGCGGAUGGUCCACAACAAUUUCUCGGGUCUGCUCUUCGGACUGCCAUUUACCAAACUAAACCCUGACUUGUUUAAAUCAGUAAAGAAGUUCUCUGCUGACAGUAAAUGGUUGCUUGUGUGCCAGGGGAGACUGAGGUCUACUGGAGCUGCUCGAAAGCUAGAGGAAGAAGGCUUCCAGAAUUUAUCAUGUAUUACAUCAGGUCUUCAGUCGGUAAAACCAGGGACUUUUGAUUCAGUGGGUUCCACUGAACUGCAAGAUGCUGGGGAAGGCUGGCCUGUGACUGUUCAAGGAAAGAUAUCUGCUGUUCUUGGUACAGUGCUAAUAUGUAAGUGCCUUUCUUUCAUUACAUUCUUCCCUGAACAAGCUGAAAAGCUACUUCAAAUGGGCCCCCAAGUUAGCUUCACAAUUUUGCUGCGAUCUGAUAUCAAGUUGAGUUGUAUGGAUGUUAGUGAUGUAGAAUAUACUUGGAAAUGCAAUGUUCUUUUCAGGAUGAGCAAUGCUAUCAGAAACUCAAAUGGCGAUUGGGACUGUAUUCUGUUCCACAGUGCCUAACCAUGUGAGAUGGGGUUUUGCCUACAGGCCUGAUGGAAGCUACUACCAUUUUCUGUAUUGCAGGGCGAAACACUAUAUGGAUCUUCAGAGACAUAACGAAGUGCGGAUAUAGGAAUCAGAUAUUUGCCUAGUCAGAGCUUUAUUCUGAAAUAUAUGCUCCAUUGUGAAAGAUGUUGUACAUUAUCUAUACUUAUAUUGGCUCAAUGUUCAUACUUUUUGCCGUUCAAGUUGUCUGCUGUCUUCCCUGUAAUGCCUACAAAAAUUUGAAUUAUAUCUGUAACUUUCAUUUCUGCAAUUGUUUAUCAAAUGCAGACUUCAUUUUUGUUUUGGCGUCA
Molecule: messenger RNA, 1338 nt
Organism: Phoenix dactylifera (date palm)
Lineage: Eukaryota; Viridiplantae; Streptophyta; Magnoliopsida; Arecales; Arecaceae
Source: RefSeq, a predicted model, not a curated record